UUUUCUUUAUUUCCUUUGUUUUCGUAUUAGCUGUUUUUUCUUGUUAUUUAUGUACUUUAUUUUAUCAAUGCAGGAAAAUCAGAUAAAGAAUUUCCCCUAUCCUUACUCAAGCACAGCUCUAACGUCCCUGAUGGCAUCAAUUCAAUCCGUAAUUUUUGCCUUCUGCGUGGAGAGGGACUGGAAGCAAUGGAAGUUGGUACUUAUGGCUUCAUAUUCGGGAAUCUUAAUCUCAGGACUUGCUCUGAUCCUAAUGACAUGGGGUGUAAAGAAGGAAGGGCCAUUCUUUGUUUCGGUUUUUCAGCCUGUGCUGCUUGUGAUGGUUGCACUUGCAGGCUCUUUCCUUCUUGAUGAGAAGUUACAUAUGGGAAGCAUACUAGGAGGGCUGCUUAUUGUGGUUGGACUAUACGCCAUAUUGUGGGCUAGUAGUAAGGAUAAAUCUGAUUCUCAACCCACAUCCACGGAGGAGAUGUUCAUUCACUCAAGUAUUGCACAUACCGAAGCACAUGCUGAAAUAGACGACGGGGAUUCACCGUCAUUGUGAUGCUUUGAAAACUGUUGUUACAUCAACCGCCAUCUUUUAGAGUAUCAAACUACGAUGACUUUUCACCGUCAUUAUUUAUAUGUAUAGACGACAAUUUUUAGUAAAAUCGUCGUUAUGUAAAAAUGUAAAGUUGCUUGCAAACCCUGAAAAAUGUAAAUGUUCUUUGCUAAUCAUACAACUAGAAAAUUAUAAUAUAUAUGGUGGGUAUCCUAUUUUCAAAGCCUUAUUAUUUCCCUCAAUCUUUGCUGAUCAUACAACUAGAAAAUUAAAACACAACACUCUUUGCAUUUCUCUCAACAAAAAAAAAACACACUUUGCAUUUCUCUCA
Molecule: messenger RNA, 869 nt
Organism: Prunus persica (peach)
Lineage: Eukaryota; Viridiplantae; Streptophyta; Magnoliopsida; Rosales; Rosaceae
Product: WAT1-related protein At1g68170
Exons: 3
Coding region: 50-541 (163 amino acids)
Cellular component (GO): plasma membrane
Molecular function (GO): transmembrane transporter activity
Source: RefSeq, a predicted model, not a curated record